This is a messenger RNA of Glossina fuscipes, 1527 nucleotides long. RefSeq names its product tumor susceptibility gene 101 protein (gene TSG101). Gene Ontology annotation, molecular function: ubiquitin binding. The record is from RefSeq and is a predicted model, not a curated record. Bases 180 to 1430 code for a protein of 416 amino acids. Lineage: Eukaryota; Metazoa; Arthropoda; Insecta; Diptera; Glossinidae. Gene Ontology annotation, biological process: endosome to lysosome transport; protein transport; protein modification process. Gene Ontology annotation, cellular component: ESCRT I complex. The transcript has 9 exons.
UAUAAUUUUGGCAACUCUGCUAAAUUACAAUUCAUUACUCAUCUUGUAGAACGUUAAGUUCUACUGGGGAGAAAAUUACAAUUUUUGUUGGAGAUUUUGCAAUAGCUUAAAUCAAGAGAAUAAUAAAUUAAUCACAUAAUUGGUUGGUAAGCAAAAGACUAUAGGUAGAAAAUAUUAAAAUGGUGCCGGCUGCAGAAGAAGCGCAAAUAGCAAAAUUAUUAUCAAAGUAUAAACAUGCGAAUGUUACAAAGAAAGAAGUUAUUGAUGUGAUAGCUAAUUAUAGGAGUUUGCAAUAUCAAUUGCAGAAAUUCGUUUUUAAUGAUGGCAGUUCCAAGGAUUUGUUUAACUUACAGGGCACUAUACCAGUUGUAUACAAGAAUAACACAUACUACAUUCCCAUUUGUAUCUGGUUAAUGGAUACUCAUCCAGUGAAUGCACCUUUUUGCUAUGUAAAACCUACGCAAAACAUGCAAAUUAAGGUUUCAAUGUAUGUAGAUCAUAACGGACGUAUCUAUUUACCAUAUUUGCAUGAUUGGCAACCUAAUUCUAGCGAUUUAUUAUCUCUGAUACAAGUUAUGAUUGUCACGUUUGGUGAACAUCCACCAGUUUAUUCUAAACCCAAAGAACAAGUAACGCCAUAUCCCACAUCAUCGUUUAUGCCACAGCCAGGGGGAACCCAAAAUGCGGCAACAGGGCCUGGAAACUCUUACUUACCGUAUCCCACCAGUGCCGCAAGUGCCUUUCCCCCAUAUCCUCCGACCGCUUCUAAUAGCUUCAGUGGUUAUCCCCCCUAUCCAGCAGCAAACAGUGCUGUUGGCGCCAGCUCGACUUCCGGUGCCGUCACUUUUCCACCGUAUAUGAACUUUUCUUCAGUUCCUGGCUAUAAUUCAGGCUAUAAUUCUUCAAAUCCUAGCACAACUGGCACUAUAACGGAGGAGCAUAUUAAGGCGUCUCUGGUAAGUGCGGUGGAAGAUAAAUUACGACGUCGUGUUCAAGAAAAGGUCAAUCAAUGUCAAGCGGAAAUUGAAGCCUUAAAUCGAACCAAGCAAGAGUUGGUAGAGGGCAGCGCUAAAAUUGACGCCAUUAUAUUGCGCCUGCAACGUGAAGAGAUGGAAUUAGAGAAAAAUAUAAAUAUUUUGCGUGACAAAGAACAAGAAUUAGAGAAAAACUUGGAAUCUUUGGAAAAUUCUGAAGUAAUCGAUCCUGAUGAAGCUGUUACAACCACCGCACCAUUGUAUAAACAACUACUUAACGCUUAUGCUGAGGAAGCUGCCACAGAAGACGCCAUUUAUUAUCUGGGUGAAGCUUUGCGAGGCGGGGUUAUUGAUUUAGAAACUUUUCUAAAGCAUGUUCGCCAUUUGUCACGCAAGCAAUUUAUGCUACGUGCUAUUAUGCAGAAGUGCAGACAAAAAGCCGGUCUAGCUGGCUGAACAGUUAAAAAUUGCUAAUGACGCUUUGUCAACUCUUCGUAACGAAUGUAAAGUGUUAUAAAAAUAGUUAUGUGUUUAUUAUUACUCAACGAUAUUC